UCUGUUUGUCACCCAGUAAAAAGACGUAGCUGGGCUGCUUAGCACUGUUGCUAUUGUAGUUAUAUGUUGUCAUUUAAAGGAGCGGAACUCCCCGACGUGGUGCAUCACAGUUCCCUGUCGGCUCUGCUGACUUCUCAACCUUAUUAAACAUAUCUGUGGCAGACAGCUGGUCACAGACAGCAACACAGUGAUUGAUCCAACACGGCUAGCAUAAGCAGAGCUAGCCAGCUGGUUGCUGAGCAGGGAUGGAGUGGCUGGGCAACGGAGCUUCAGUUUACCCCGAUGAAGACUUGAGCAGGGACCCAGCUUCAACAGACAGGGACUUCGGUGGUGGUUAUCCUCACCAGCAGUCUCCAUCAUCACAUCUUUGUGAUUGUGCCAUGGCGUCACUGUGCCAGAGCCAGCAGCGCUGUGUGAAGGCUUCUAUCGUCUCCAGCUGGAGACUGGCCGAGGCCCAGGAUCAGCUGUGUUCUCUUGGCGUCCACAGCUCGGAGUCCCUGGAGCAGGAACGCGCUCGGACUCUGGCCUGCCCCACAGAACUCACACACACCGAGGAGGAGUGGCGGCGCAAGGAGAGCAUGCUGGGAGGUCAGGAGCCCAGCCGCAGUCCUGUGCUCGGAGCUGUCGGAAGUUGGGACGUAUUCGAUAGGAGUAUCAUCAAUGUCCAAAGUCAACCUGUAGAAAUGGACCAGGACAAGUGCAACACAUUUCCCCAGAAGCAUGAACAAGAGCUCAGGCAUUUUGGUAUGUUGCGGAGAUGGGACGACAGUCAGCGAUUCCUUGCACACAUGCCUCAGCUCAUCUGUGAGGAAACAGCCAACUACUUAAUUCUUUGGUGCAUUACCCUACAGCGAGAAGGGAAAGAAGCGCUGAUGGAGCAGGUGGCGCACCAAGCUGUAGUCAUGCAGUUCAUUCUGGAGAUGGCCUCAAACUCUCAGCAGGAUCCUCGAGGCUGCUUCAGACAGUUCUUCCACAAAGCCAAAGACGGACAAGACGUCUACUUGGAAGUCUUCCAUACAGAGCUUGAGGCCUUCAAACACAGAGUGAAAGAGUACACAGUCAAGUGUAGAGGUGACACAGUCAACAAUGGUGAACAACAGAAUGCUGGCACAAACUGCAGAUUUGACCCCAAAGAAGCCCUGGACUGUUUACCUCCUGUGUCAGAGUAUCCUAUGAAGCGCUAUAUAGAGGCCGGACUUUGGACAAGCACUGGGAGGUGGACAAAGGAUGACGUCACAGAAACAGACGAUAUGAGGAUGAUGGAAACUUCCUAGGGAUUGUUGGAUCGGCCCCCUGCUUUUCGUCCAUCUCCAUCGUCGCCCCAUUUAGGAACAACCUGAGUUUUAACCCCUCUUCACAUAGCAGACCAGGCUGAAAGAACACCAGCGCAGAGCAGGAGACAUGAGCAGUCUUUUAAGCUGACAUUUUCAUCUGAGAACCUGCAGGAAAUAAUGGUUCGAGGACAACAAACUUUUCUCACUGUUGUCGGUAUUGUGUCACUGUGGUUGGCGUCUGGCGAGUUGGUUCCUGCAGUUUCUCUUGCCAGAGCUACAUUCAUGUGUUGUGCCACAACCCUGGUUCUACAGAUGGGAGUUAUUUAUAUCAUGCAAGCUGGUGCUUCUGAAAAAGGGAAACACCUGUAAAGCAACACAAACUGACAAAUUGAAAAUAAAAAUCCAGACAACACAAAGAAUACUAAACCAAUAAAGUCAGUUAGGUACCAAAUCCAAUGAGUGAAGUUGGAAUCAUGAGGAGAAAAGCAAGCAAUCAUAUGAUUAGUUACUUCUGAGCAUGUUUGUUUAUCUGAAAGUGCAGCUGGGGUUUUAUGUGUGGAAUAAGAAAUCUUUUUAUCUGAGUUUCAGAUCUGUUGUCAAUCUCUUGUCAGUUGUCAUACCUUUUUUAAAAAAAAUUAUUUAUUUUAUUAUAUAUUUGGUAAAGACACGUGGCCUCACAUAUAUUAUCAUUUUUUUCCCCCGUGGUUCACAAAAAGCUAACCUGCUAGCUGUAUGCCAGUGAACAAAGAGCAGUUUGUCUGUGUUUAAUGAAUCUGUAGUAAAUAUAGAGAGCGUGUGUGCUGCAAUUGUGGUUACUUUUGUUUGGUUUGUGUCUUCUCCAGCAGUUAACUUGUCAGGCAAAUAACAAUGUAGGAGUAAAAAGGGUGGGAUUAAAAGGGCUCCGGUCAGAUUCACCGUGCAGGUGUUGAGACCGUGCAAGAGUUGCAGCUAAUCCCACAGAUCUGUCAUCAGGAGAGGCUAAACAAUGCAGUAUAUUGUUAGGUUAGCUGACUCACAGUUGUCUGAAAUAAUCAGACAAAACUGAUGUUUUAAGAUGGUAGUGUUAAUGUUUUACAUUUACUUGGCGUUUGUUAUGCAUUACUGUGGGAUCACCUGAUUGUUGUCGAAGUAUAACUAGAGUUCUAAAGUUAAUACAAAUGAUUAGGGUGAUUUGAGGGUGCUGCUAUUACAGAUGCAGAAUAGGAUCUAACAUAUUUUUGCUUUGAACACUUUGGGAGAUGAUGUUCAUGCAUAUCUAGUAUAAGAGUGCUUUUAAUGUUUUUGGUUUUCUAAAAAAGUAUUCCUAGUGUUGUCUGGAGAAGGUUAAGUGUGCAAGUAAUCAGACUGCCUCCUUUACAUCUCCCAUUAUCAUGCUUUGACACAUUUGAUUUAGUGUGCAGACCGUAAUGCCCACAUACCGGUAAUACAAAAGUCGUAAUACAAAAACACUGGGAAAUCAGUUGAAUUUCCACACAGUCCCCACACAACGAGAUAACAGUAGAAGAUGACAGUAAUUAUGGUGUGCACUUGGCUGUGUUAAUUUAAGUGGCUUGACAUAAGGCAAAGAUGAAUAAUGAGCUGAAGACAGUAGCGCAUGUUUUUAUGUAUGUGAGACAAUAUUAUAACUCUGCAUUUAUAACACGAUGCAAACAUGCAUUUUAGAGGGGCAACGUAUCCAGGUGUUUGAGUGCAAGAGGCAUGAUGAUGUAAGGUGCAAAGAGGGCACUUUGUCAGUUUCGUUAUUAUUCAUCAGCUGAAGUGUGCUCAUUUGGAAUGUAUUUUACAACGAAUUCACAUAAUCAAUAAUCAAAGCCUCAUAUUUUAACUGGCACAAAGGUGAUGGAGUAAUAUUCACUUUCAGUAUAUAAAGGUUAACUAGGCCUGCGUGGGCUUUGUGUAUUUAUUUGUUCUGGUUCAGUGAUGGGCCAGAGCAAAACUAGCUUACAUUUUCUUUGCCAGCUUGCCAUCUGUACCCAGCAUCAGAAGCCGAGUCACAACCACCAGUUUCCUUAUACAAGUGCCCUGUGCAGACUGUUGUCAGUGGUGUGCUGUAUAAAGUUCGCGAUUCUGGGAUCUACACCAGAGUUGGAGCUAAAAGGCGGGGGGGGGGGGCUGAGCUCUUAACAGAGUUUUACUCUAUAUUUGUUUGCAGAAAGGAAUUCUGCAUCUGAAUGUGUCCUGCACUUUAUAUUUCUCUUUCUAAAAAAAAAAAACAAAAAACAAAAGAGGUUGAGGUGGAGUGUUUGAAGCACUUGACUUUAUUAUUCUUCCCCAUGCCGUGUUUGUGUUAUCCAGAAUUUAAUCAGAAAUUCUUAAUAUUUUUAUUUUACAAGCAGGAUUUAAAUGAGCUUGUGUUUUUGAUUUGUUAGAUAUUUUGUUUUGUUUUUCCUUUUUAUAUUAUGUUUGCUCACCUUUUUUUGGUCACACUAUUCAAGGGAUCUUUUGUCAGAUUUCUUAGACUUCCUAUGUCCCCUUGAUGAUAAUAUUCUUUAUUUAACAAGACCGCCAAAAUCAGUGUGAAAAUCUGUUCAGUGACAUGAUGAGGAAAGCUUUUACUGCAGGCAGUGGAAUUAAAGGUACCUUACGAUGCAUUCAAGUACAAUACAUGUGUUUAUGACUAAAGCUACUGUGUGAUGCAUUGUUGAUUCUGCAGUGCACCUGUCCUUCAUUAUUUCAGUUCAGAUAUUAGAAGUAUCAUAAAUACUGUAAACAUAAAACAGAUGUAAGCAGUGAAGCUAAAGCAGUGUGCUAUAGUGGUCUUAAAUGUAUGUUUUCUUUUUUUUUGUCCACGGUGACUAAUCAACUAUGCAAACUGAUUGUAUGGCUUAAGCUGUUGUACCAAAUCUGUGUCCAUAGUGUCUCAACUACCUAAAUUAGCUACAUGUUAUCACAAAAUGUGUAAGUGUAAACAUGGAGACACUUGGUAUUUAAGAAUUUCUGUCACUGACCUAUGAGCUUUAGGAAAACUCAAGAGUUACACUUCUCAUUCACAGUAGGCUACUGUAAGAUUUGACCUUCUCUUGCCGCUGCUAUUCAAAUAUAAAGCCAGUGCUAAAUGUUUGUGUUUUGUUGUCAACUGCUACAGUUCUUAGACCUACAGUGACAUUUAAAAUCGAGGAGUCUGAAAUGGCAUAAAAGUUAACUCCACCUAUAUAACAUAUUGUCUGCGUACAGGUCUUGAAUAGUACUGUGCAUUUGACAAAAGUUGAAUAAAGCCUUUUGUGGCACCAGAGAGAG
Messenger RNA from Micropterus salmoides (largemouth bass), 4511 nucleotides. It is a transcript of the gene cdc37l1, whose product is annotated as cell division cycle 37-like 1. The record is from RefSeq and is a predicted model, not a curated record. The coding region runs from base 246 to 1274 and encodes 342 amino acids. Gene Ontology annotation, cellular component: cytoplasm. Lineage: Eukaryota; Metazoa; Chordata; Actinopteri; Centrarchiformes; Centrarchidae. The transcript is spliced from 7 exons. Gene Ontology annotation, molecular function: heat shock protein binding; protein-folding chaperone binding. Gene Ontology annotation, biological process: protein stabilization; protein folding.